This is a messenger RNA of Cuscuta europaea, 1282 nucleotides long. The record is from the annotation of a GenBank genome assembly. Lineage: Eukaryota; Viridiplantae; Streptophyta; Magnoliopsida; Solanales; Convolvulaceae.
GAAGGUGAGAAUGGAAUCAAAACAAAAGUUGUAAAAUUUUCAUAGUUCCUUUGUGUAACGGCAUUGGAGGCCUCUGUCGUCAUAAACAGUCCUCCUCCGUCUCCGUCUCUGUCUCUGGUAAUGCACACACUUCCAUAUUCCCAUUAAUUAGCAAUAUGGAUCAAAUUCGCUCCUUUUUUGUGGUGAGUCUGGUUGUGUCCUCUGCAUUUAUUGUUGCCGCUGGCUCCCUCCGGCACGUGAAGGACCCAAAGUGGCAUAACGCCACCGCGACUUGGUACGGGAGCCCUGAAGGCGAUGGCAGUACUGGAGGGGCAUGCGGGUACGGGACAAUGGUGGAUGUACAACCAUUUAGGGCUAGGGUGGGAGCGGUGAGUCCGGCGUUGUUCAAGGAAGGAGAAGGUUGUGGCGCUUGCUACAAGGUCAAGUGUCUGGACAAUACCAUUUGUUCGAAAAAGGCUGUGACGGUUAUCGUCGCUGAUCAAGCUCCCCAACGUUACAGUGAUCGACCGCUUUUCGACCUAAGUGGCUCUGUUUAUGGCCGCAUGGUCAUCACUGGCCACGGCAGCCGCCUUCGUGACCGUGGUGAGAUGCCCAUCAUUUACCGCCGGACACCGUGCAAAUAUAAGAGAAAGAAUAGUCUUUCAUGUGAACGAGGGGUCAACCCCUUACUGGCUUUCCCUCUUGGUCGAGUUCGAAAAUGGAGAUGGUGAUAUUGGAUCCAUGCACAUCCAAGAGACGGGAUCGAAAAAGUGGCUAGAGAUGAAUCACUUAUGGGGAGCCAACUGGGUAUUCAACGGGCCUUUGAGAGGGCCAUUGUCCGUAAAGAUAACGACACUCUCAAGCGGAGCCACCCUCACCGCAACCGGUGUUAUUCCCCGAAAUUGGGCUCCUAAAGCCACAUACACUUCUCGCCUCAACUUCCACAACUAAUUACUAUUUCUGUCCACAAAUUAAGCAAAAAAAGUUGUGUCAUCCAUGUGUGCCACCGACAUAAUCCAUUUAUAUACUCCCUCCGUCCCGCUGAGAUUGUCUUAUACCAAAUUUGGUAAAGACUGUGUGGCUCUAAAUAUUCUUACUUUAUUCUUACUUUAUCAAUUUAAUAUCAAUCAUACAAAACCACUUUUCUUAAUAAUUGUGCCACAUUCUCUCGUCCGAAUCUUAGUGGGACGGAGGUAGUAUCAUUUACUUCUCUUAGUUUAAUUCUGUAUUGAGUGUACAAGUGUAAACUCCAAUGAGUGUAUAUAUAUUGAUGUAUGUAAAUUAUACAGCGUCACUAAUCUUG